Molecule: messenger RNA, 1236 nt
Organism: Ophidiomyces ophidiicola
Lineage: Eukaryota; Fungi; Ascomycota; Eurotiomycetes; Onygenales; Onygenaceae
Exons: 1
Coding region: 1-1236 (411 amino acids)
Cellular component (GO): cytoplasm; nucleus
Molecular function (GO): RNA polymerase II cis-regulatory region sequence-specific DNA binding
Source: RefSeq, a predicted model, not a curated record
AUGGCGUCGCCCUCGUCCUCGACGUCGCCCUCGGCCACCUCGACCCCCACCAGCGUGCUGCCAUCGCUGGCGAAGGGCCAGCGCCCCGCCGUCGACGAGCCCCGACAGGAACUGCCGCGCCCCUACAAGUGUCCCCUCUGCGAGCGUGCGUUCCACCGCCUCGAGCACCAGACCCGCCACAUCCGCACGCACACCGGCGAGAAGCCGCACGCCUGCCAGUAUCCCGGCUGCUCCAAGCGCUUCAGCCGCUCCGACGAGCUGACCCGACACUCCCGCAUCCACAACAACCCCAACUCGCGCCGCGGCCACAAGGCCCAGCAGCUGGCCGCCGCCGCCUCCUCCAUGACUGGCAUUGUUGACGCUGGCCAUGCUGCUGCUAUGAUGCCGCCGCCCAGCAAGCCCGUCACCCGCUCCGCCCCCGUCUCGCAGGUCGCCUCGCCCAACGUCUCGCCGCCGCACUCGUACAUCAGCUACACCGCCCACCUGCCCUCCAACCUCAACCCCUACGGCCGCCCAGCUGUUGCUGCUGCUGCUGCUGCCUCCGCCGCUGCCACGACCCCGGACCGUGCCUCCAUGAUGGACAUGAACAUGCUGGCCUCGGCCGCCUACCACGUCGAGCGGGACGACCUGUCACCCUACCACUACACGUCCCCCACGGCCCCGCGCUCUGCGCCGUACCCGGGCGGCCUGCGGCCCGGCCACCACGCGCACCACUCCAUGCACGCGCCCAGCCGCUUGCUGCCAUCGCUGUCGGCCUACGCCAUGUCGCGCUCGCACUCGCAGGACGAGGACGACUACGGCCACCGCGUCAAGCGGUCGCGGCCCAACUCGCCCAACUCCACCGCGCCGUCGUCGCCCACGCUCUCGCACAACUCCCUCUCGCCCACGCCGGACCACACACCGCUGGCCACUCCCGCCCACUCGCCGCGCCUGCGUCCCUACGUCGCCGGCGACCUGCACCUCCCGGCCCUGCGCCACCUCUCGCUGCACCACACACCCGCCCUCGCGCCCAUGGAGCCCUCCACCGAGCCCCCGAGCCACUAUGCCGCCGCCGUCGGCCACGCCCCCACCGGCCCGUCCAUCUCCGACAUCAUGUCGCGGCCCGACGGCACGCAGCGCAAGCUCCCCGUGCCGCAGAUCCCCAAGGUGGCCGUGCACGACGUGCUGCACCCGGGCAGCGGCCUGUCGUCGGGCAACUCGUCGAUCGCCGGCGGGGACCUGGCCGACCGCUACUAG